CAGUUGCGAACCGUGAUUCUGCUCCAUUUUUCGGUGUCUACGCGUUGUGCUUGUCUCUGUCGCCGUCCCUCUGACCUCUAGUCUGCUGUUCCCACAGCGGGAGUGUUGGGUUUUCCUGGCGGCGUCGUGCGCUCUGGACUCCCGGUCAUCCUUGGAGAAGUUCCGCCGCAGUCUCAUGCCCAGCGCUUCUCUGCUCUCCUCCGGCUGGGAUAAGGAUGCUGGUGGCUUUUCAUGAUCAAACUUCACAGGAUUAGCCUGAGUUGAACAAACGGACCAUGUAACCAGAUCAGAGAUGUUCAUGCAGUGUGGCUAUCCAACAGUGUGACCUCUGAUUUGACUUACACCUUUACAACCUUCAACACUCUUCUGAUGUGUUAAGCAACUUUACUGAACAGUUUGAUGGAGAGCUGGUCGGAUGACAGCUGGAACUGUUGUCAUAACCGGAGGAAUACUGGCCACAGUGAUACUUCUGUGUAUCAUAGCUGUGCUCUGUUACUGUAGACUCCAGUACUACUGCUGUAAGAAGAAUGGGUCUGACAGCGCCUCCAUCUCUCAGCAACACAUUGCCUGCAACGCCUGCAGUGUCUCUGGUCUGGAUGGGACGAUCAUCACCCCAUUGUCCAUAUCGCCACCAGAGCUGCCUGCAUCCUCCAACCCCACCAAACCCACAGGGGGGCAACGCAGUUACUGUCCCACCUGCUCGCCCUAUGAUUCUCCCUUCUACAUCCGCAGCACUGAUGAGAUACGCAAUGGUGGUGAGCGCGUCACCUACAUGCCCACACACUAUGAGAACCAGGCGCUGGCGAUGCCGCUGCCUGCUGUCCGAGGCACCCUGCUGAGGGAGACCCAGCGAGGACGGCCUCCUGAUUUCUACACCAACACCCGAGCCAUCAGCACUGAGGUGUGACCACCCCAAAAAAAAAACCCCAACAUCACCCACCCCACACACACACAGACACUCCUCUCUUCACUUACACACACACACCAGCACCACCACUAACAAAACCACAACAAUAAUUUUGACACCUACUGCAGCUGCCAGUGAGGAUCUCUUGGAUCAAGGCCCACUGGUUGUGGAGGUUACAUUAUCACAUAUAUUUUGGGCCUGGGGGUUUGGGGUCUGGGGGGGAGGAUUUAAGUGAGGAUUGUCUAAGGCAACUGCUGAAGACUCAAGUGUGUGACAAGCUGGGAUCACUUUCAAACCUAGUUCCUCACUUUAUACCCUUCCAUUUUUAUGUUUUCAUGUUCACUAAGAUAGUAAUUCUGUAAAUGAUGGUAGAAAAAAUGUGUAGCUAUACAGUUUCUUGUCCCUUUAUGCUCUCACAUGAAGAGUAUGGGUGUAAACCUGUAAACACUCUGUUGACUGUUACUGUGUCUUUACUGACUGAGGGCUAUCUUAGAUCAUUUAGGACUUUCCCUUGCUACACAUCUUCCUAAUGACUGCCUGCCAAAAAAGAGUAAAAAUGAAGCAAUUUUGUCAUGAAAGCAGAAUGAAGAAAGAAAAGUCAACAUCACCUCUGCAGUUUUCUGGAUCUCUGGAAGCAUGCUUGAGUUACAGGAAGAGAGUGGACGACUGGAGCUUUCUCUAUGCAAGCUGUUUGGCAAACUACUACAGCUCUUCAUUUCCACUCAUCUCCUUUCAGCAGUUUUUGUCUCAUCAUGUAACUCUGUUGGAGGAAUAUUGUAAACACGGUGUACACCCAGUAAAAUAUUACAAGGAUGCAAUUGUAGAUACAUAUAUAAGCAUUUCAAACUGGAUCAUGGAUAUCAGUAGUUCAAAGCCUCUUGGGUUGCUAGGUCCACACUGAACCCCUAGUUUCUCCCAUGAGUUGUAAACCUGUGAACAAGCAAGGACACCAGAGCCCGUGAACGCAACAGUGGUAAGCUUGAAAUCAAUGAGAGAUUUAAUUUCUCUCUUGACAGUGAUGCAAAAAGUUAUGAUAUGUAAAUAAUAACCAGAAAGCAAUGAGCGUGUCUCUGGAUCCCGUUGUGUUAUUCACGUACAGAAAUGCACCCUGGGAUGUGAACAUGAUGUAUUUUGAAUGAAGGAGUGUGAUUUACUAGUUUGUGCUUUUUUGUCUACACACUCCUCCUAUACUCCUGUACUACUCUCAUGUUGAAUCUUUAAAAUGCAAAUAACCAUGUCAUUUACUUUCAACUUUAUUGUGAGGAAGUCACAAUACACGUGUGUGUGUGUGUGUGUGUGUGUUUCACAGUGCCCAUUUUCUACAUGACACUUACCCAGCAUUGCUUGCCAUACACGAUAAUAUUUCCUGUGAUAUUUGUCUUUAUAUUUCUAUGUACAGCAGGGUUCAGUGAGACUGAAUAAGCAAUGCAAGAAACCUCAAGGACUUGCAUGGUAAUAAUAAUAUUGUGGAUUCUCAGUCAGGCCGAGUGUUGCCAUUCAAGCAUUAAACAAAAAUACACUUCUCAUCCUCUUUUCAGCAGCACAUAUAACAUGAUUACAAUCCAUCUAUCAACAGCUACUUCAUUAAUUUCUCAAUUACGACUAAAUGACUACAAGGGACUGCAGUGCCAUUAUACUGCUCAACCUCUCAAGACCAUAUUACACCAGUACUGUGGAUUUGGAUUUGGAUUUUGGAUUGUGGAAGAAACGUACUGGCCAAAUGAAAGUUCAUCACUUGAGGAUUUAUUUUUUUAAAAACUGGUGAAAUCUGGCCAAAAAAUGUCUGGGCUGGAAUAUCUAUAAAGAGGAUUGAGUGAAAUAGUGAACCAGUAUUUCUCCAUGUUGUUAUUCACUCCCACAUAUAAGGAUUCACUGUCAUCGUUCAUUUGUUUAGGUAUUGUAUUAACUAUAUAUUUUACUACUUACUUAACUAUUUAUCUUUGAAAACAGACAAAAAAAAAAGCUUUUUAGAAAUGUGGUUAAAACCAAUAUCGUACCUGACAAAUACAGAAACAGUAAUAUUUGACAGUGUUAACUUUUGACAAUUAAACAUUUGUAACUGCUUGAAAUGGCUCUUUGUGUGAUUAUUGACACACACACACACACACAC
Molecule: messenger RNA, 3017 nt
Organism: Larimichthys crocea (large yellow croaker)
Lineage: Eukaryota; Metazoa; Chordata; Actinopteri; Sciaenidae
Gene: fam163ab
Product: family with sequence similarity 163 member Ab
Exons: 5
Coding region: 416-907 (163 amino acids)
Source: RefSeq, a predicted model, not a curated record